This is a messenger RNA of Dipodomys spectabilis (banner-tailed kangaroo rat), 1887 nucleotides long. RefSeq names its product ADP-ribose/CDP-alcohol diphosphatase, manganese dependent (gene Adprm). Bases 760 to 1788 code for a protein of 342 amino acids. The transcript is spliced from 5 exons. Gene Ontology annotation, molecular function: CDP-glycerol diphosphatase activity; ADP-ribose diphosphatase activity; 2',3'-cyclic-nucleotide 2'-phosphodiesterase activity. NCBI's taxonomy places the organism in Eukaryota, Metazoa, Chordata, Mammalia, Rodentia, Heteromyidae. The record is from RefSeq and is a predicted model, not a curated record.
GAUAUAUUAUAUAUAUAUAUAUUGCUAAGGAGGGUAAUUUGAGUGGUGAAAGUGGUAAAAACCGACUUAAGUAAUGACCGAGGGUGCCCAGCCCUUCUAACUAUAGCACAGCACAACCUGAUCCCAAAGCACAGCUCUCUACAAGGUGUAAAUGUCAAAUCACAUCCCAGUUCUAACCUACCAGCUUGGGAUGGGGGCGGGGAGGGCGGGGCGUACAGUUUCUUUUCUCCACCUCACAGUCUUCCCUCCCGCCCUUCCUGUUUGUGAUUUAAUGUUUGCUAACGACUUCCUCACCUAGGACAACACGUUGCUUUUCUACUGACACUAGAUCAAAAGUAUUCAAGGAAUUAUUUAAUUCGUUAAUUUGGAAAUCUUUGUUUACAUUCUGUCUAGAUCUGCUUUUGCUUAUGGCCCAAGGCCACCCUUGCCCUCACUCCCACUCCCCCCCCUCCACCUUUAGGAUAGAUUUGUGAAAAAGUCCUCUCUCUUCCUUCACUACAGAUUCCACUCUUGCUUUUUCUUCUGUUUUUUUUUUUUUUUUUUUUUCAGGGAUGUCCACUGAGAGGAAGCACCUCUUGAUUUAGCUAUAUUGGAUCUGGAACAGAAGUAACUAUUGAUCCAGUGAGUGUUGGAUUGGACCAUGGUGGUUUUUUCCCUCAUAACUUGGACCAACUAGCCAAGUGUGUUGUCCUGUAAUCCAGUGAGGGCUUGAACUCUGGGUCUGGGCACUCUUCAGCUUAAGAAGCGUGUUUUGAAGUUAUGGCUGAUGAGCAGAAUCCCCAAAUGCCAACUGAUGGUUCAGAACAACUCUUCUCCUUUGGAGUUAUAGCAGAUAUCCAGUAUGCGGAUUUAGAAGAUGGAUACAAUUUCCAUAGAAGCAGGCGGAGGUAUUAUAGACAUAGUCUUCUUCACUUACAGGGUGCCAUUGAAGACUGGAAUAAAGAAAGCAAGACACUCUGCUGUGUCCUCCAGCUUGGAGAUAUCAUCGAUGGCUAUAAUGCAAAGUAUAAAGCAUCAGAAAAGUCUCUGGAACUUGUCAUGAACACGUUCAAAGUGCUCAAAGUCCCAGUUCAUCACACAUGGGGGAACCAUGAAUUCUAUAACUUCAGUAGAGACUACUUAACAAACUCUAAACUUAACACAAAGUUCCUAGAAGACCAGAUUGUACAUCAUCCUGAGACCAUCCCUUCAGAGGAUUAUUACGCUUAUCAUUUUGUACCAUUCCCCAAAUUCCGGUUCAUUUUACUCGAUGCUUAUGACUUGAGUGUCUUGGGCAUCGAUCCAUCCUCUCCAAAAUACCAGCAGGGUAUGAAGAUACUGAGGGAGCACAAUCCCAAUGAGGAGUUGAAUAGUCCUCAAGGACUUUCUGAGCCCCAGUUUGUCCAGUAUAAUGGAGGAUUCAGCCAAGAACAGCUCUGCUGGUUGAAUGAAGUUCUUACAUUCUCUGACACAAACCAAGAAAAGGUGGUGAUUGUGAGCCAUCUCCCCAUUUACCCAGAGGCUUCCGACAGUGUGUGCCUAGCCUGGAACUAUACAGAUGCUCUGGCGAUCAUUUGGGCUCACAAGUGUGUGGUGUGUUUCUUUGCUGGCCACACGCAUGAUGGUGGCUACUCAGAGGAUCCUUUUGGUGUGCACCACGUUAACCUGGAAGGAGUUAUUGAAACAGCUCCAGACAGCCAGGCAUUUGGCACAGUUCACGUCUAUCCUGACAAAAUGAUGCUAAAAGGAAGAGGCAGAAUUCCAGACAGAAUUAUGAAUUACAAGAAGGAAAAAGCUUCCCAUUCAUAGUCUGAUCUAUCUUGUUUGACUUUGUGAAAACAAUGACUUUAAUACGUGUUUAUCCCUACCACACCAAAAGGAAAAUGGAAAUAAAAAUUCUCAAUCCCA